This is a messenger RNA of Protopolystoma xenopodis, 498 nucleotides long. The record is from the annotation of a GenBank genome assembly. Lineage: Eukaryota; Metazoa; Platyhelminthes; Monogenea; Polystomatidea; Polystomatidae.
AUGUGUCAGUCUGAAGUCUCACAGGCUCCUAAACAGACCGUGGGGGAAAGUCGGCGGUCAUCCCGUUUAUAUCCUCGCCAGCCUCGUCACUAUGACAUUGUCUGGCGCGCCUGCACUCCAACAGUCCGCCGGCCACACCAAAUCAGCUGGCAACUCCCACCCAAGACGGAGGCUGUGUUGGCCAGCCGGCAGACCGUGUGGACGGUCAGCAUAGGCCGAGUGAUGCAGUCGGACGGAUUUUUGCGCCACAGAAACAUUCACAUGAGCAGCCACAAUCUGGGCGGACAGUUUAGGCGUGCCGCAUACCCGGCACAGUCGGCCCACCCACGGGCGCGGCUAUCACCGAGACUACGCGUUUGGUUGCUACCGGCCUGCUCACUCUCUGGCCCCCGUCGGCAUCGUCUCGGAUGCCGACUCCCUUCCACGCUCUUCGUCUCUUCAACGCAGAUGCCCGCCACGUAUCGAGCCUCAGUUACGGCGCCCAAGUGGGCGUCAUGA